AUGAAAAUAAUAACACUAGUGACAUCGGAUGGUGAGGAAAUUGAGGUAUCUUCAACAGUGAAACAGUUAAUAGAUUCAAUAAAUGUAGACAAUAAAAAUAUAGAUAAAUAUAAUCUGGAUUUAGACUCACAAUACAUCGAUUUUUUAUUGGAUUAUUGUGAUUGGGUAGAAGAACACUUAGAGGACUAUGAAAGUUUACAAUAUAAUUUCAAAGAAAAUGUAGAUGAAGAUUAUUUAAAUAGUAUGCUAGAAAUAAUGGAAGAGUUAAGAGUUUUAGGUUUAAAAAAUCAACUCACACAAUAUCUUGGAUUAUUAGCACUUAGAAAAAAUAAAUAUUAUUCACUGGAAGAAGUUUUAAAACAUCAGUCUAGUAAAGAUUUUUGGAUGAUUAUUGACAAUUGUAUAUAUGAUGUAACAAGAUGGAUAGAUAAACAUCCUGGUGGAGACUCCAUAUUAUCAGGUUUGGAUAGAGAUUGUGCAUAUUACUUUGAAAUAUAUCAUAGAUCAGAUUUGUCAUUUAAGAAAUUAAAUAAAUUUUUUAUUGGAUAUUUAAAUAAAGAUGAUUUAGAUAAAGUACAAUUUAGAUUUUAUGAUAAUAAU
Molecule: messenger RNA, 600 nt
Organism: Dictyostelium purpureum
Lineage: Eukaryota; Evosea; Eumycetozoa; Dictyosteliales; Dictyosteliaceae
Exons: 4
Cellular component (GO): intracellular membrane-bounded organelle; membrane
Molecular function (GO): heme binding
Source: RefSeq, a predicted model, not a curated record